Messenger RNA from Psammomys obesus (fat sand rat), 510 nucleotides. RefSeq names its product carcinoembryonic antigen-related cell adhesion molecule 3-like. The transcript is spliced from 3 exons. Lineage: Eukaryota; Metazoa; Chordata; Mammalia; Rodentia; Muridae. Gene Ontology annotation, biological process: signal transduction; regulation of immune system process. Gene Ontology annotation, molecular function: protein tyrosine kinase binding. The record is from RefSeq and is a predicted model, not a curated record. Bases 1 to 510 code for a protein of 169 amino acids. Gene Ontology annotation, cellular component: cell surface; plasma membrane.
AUGGACUCUGCUGUACUUUCCUGCAAAGGUUGCACCUCCUGGCAGGAGACCCUGGCCACCGGGGUGGCGGUGGUGGUGGUGGUGCCGAGCCAAGAAACCAGCUCAGUCCCCAACACCUCCAUACGCUCACUGUUAGGCUACACGAAGCAUCUUACCUCUUCACAACUCACAAAUGAGCUGGUGCCACUCAUGGUUGAUGAAGGGGACAAAGUUCUCCUACUGGUUCACGAUCUGCCAGAGAAGCUUCAAGGCUUGGCCUGGCACAAAGGGGUACUUCCAUUUGGCCAUUUAAAGAUAGCAAACCAUGCUGUCUUUGCAGUCUUCACUAAGUCAAGCAUCCUGGAGCAUGCAUAUUAUGGCAGAGCAACAAUACGCACUGACGGUAGCCUGCUGUUCUGGAAUGUCACCCGGAAAGACACAGGACUCACACCCUAUGAACCAUAUCUGCAGACAUCUGCAGACUUGAAAUCAGAAUGGGUCAUUAUGCACUUCCAAGUGAACAGGAAGUGA